CAUUGCUUGCUUGAAUUCGUUCUUUUCGUUUAGUUUAAAGAGACCAGUUUUGUUCUCUUUAUAGCGAGAGAGACACUGAGAGAGAAAAAGAGAGAGAGAGAGAGUGUGUGUGUGUGUGUGGGUGCAUAGAUCAAACAGUCCCGGGCCAUUGAAAAUGUUCUUGCAAUGAGUUCUGCUAAACAACAAAAGACCAUGUUUUCAGAUGGGAGGUGGUCGUGAGAUUUCGGUAUCAUUAGUUUAUUUUCUCUUCAAUGAUUGAGUUGCCUUGCAGCUGGGUAUAUAACUGCUGAGGAAUUUCUUAGUAAGAGAAGCAGGAGAGAGAAGAAGAUGAAGUCUAUGAACGACAAUAGCAAUGGCAUCAACAAUAACUGGCUGGGUUUCUCUCUUUCAACCCACCUGAAAAUGGAGGUAGCUACUGGUCCCCAACACCGUCGUCAUCAGUACCAUCAUCAUAGUCAAGAUUCAGCGGCAGUUGCUGCUGCCGCUACUUCUGUAUCUAAUGCUAUUCCUACGAGCUUCUACUUGUCUUCUCACCUCAAUGGUUCUGGAAUUUGCUAUGGAGUUGGAGAAAGUGGAGGCUUUCACGCUCCCUUGCCUGUUAUGCCACUUAAGUCAGAUGGGUCUCUAGGCAUCGUGGAAUCCCUCAGUCGAUCACAAUCAGAAGGAAUUGUACCUACUUCGUCUCCCAAACUGGAGGACUUUCUGGGUGGUGCAACUAUGGAAACUCAUCAAUAUGAAAGCCAUGAAAGGGAAACAAUGGCUCUGAGCUUAGACAGCAUGUACUACCACCAAAAUGCAGACCAGGAAACCAAUAGGCAACAUUCUCUGGACCAUCUUCAAGAACCUUUUAGGCAACAAGGCCAAGAGUUUCCUGUUCAUACUCACCCCUACUAUUCAGGACUGGCCUGCCAAGGCAUGUAUCAGUCGCCAUUGGAGGACGAAACCAAGGAUCCCCAACUUGCAGUCUGUGAUUCCCAGAUUCCUCAAAUUGGGCAGGAUGCAAUGCCUUGCUUUAAAAACUGGGUAGCUAGGCACUACUCUACCCAUAGUUCACUGGAACAGCAGAUGACUAGUAGCAUGGUUGAUGAUGGAGCAGCUUCUGGGUCUGUUGUUGCAAUGGGUUGUGGGGAUUUACAGUCUCUCAGUUUGUCAAUGAGCCCUGGUUCUCAGUCCAGUUGCGUUACAGCUCCAAGGCAGAUCUCAUCUACUGCCACUGAAUGUGUGGCCAUGGAAACAAAGAAGAGGGGGCCCGGAAAAGUGGGAAAGAAUCAACCUGUUCAUAGGAAGUCCAUUGACACAUUUGGACAGAGAACAUCCCAGUAUAGAGGUGUUACCAGACAUAGAUGGACGGGUAGAUAUGAAGCUCAUCUCUGGGAUAACAGUUGCAAGAAGGAAGGGCAAAGCAGGAAAGGGAGGCAAGUUUAUCUUGGGGGUUAUGACAUGGAAGAGAAAGCUGCUAGAGCUUAUGAUCUCGCGGCUCUUAAGUAUUGGGGGCCUUCGACGCAUAUAAAUUUUCCUCUUGAAAAUUACCGAGAAGAACUGGAAGAAAUGAAGAACAUGAGCCGCCAGGAAUAUGUUGCCCAUCUAAGAAGGAAAAGUAGUGGGUUCUCCAGAGGGGCCUCAAUGUACAGAGGAGUAACAAGACAUCAUCAGCAUGGAAGAUGGCAAGCUCGCAUUGGCAGGGUUGCGGGAAACAAGGAUCUUUAUCUUGGAACAUUUAGCACCCAAGAGGAAGCAGCUGAAGCUUAUGACAUUGCUGCCAUAAAGUUUCGUGGUGUAAAUGCUGUGACCAACUUUGACAUAACUAGAUAUGAUGUUGAAAGGAUCGUGGCCAGCAACACUCUGCUUGCUGGAGAGCUAGCUCGGCGAAACAAAGAGACAGAUUCAAACAAUGAGGCCAAUGAUUACAAUACACCAAAGCUAACCAAUGGAGAAACAAUUCAACCUGAAGUGAACAAUGGGGAUGAGUCAGACUGGAAGAUGGUUUUGUGUGAAUCUCCACAGCAACAACCUGUUGGUGCUGUUGAGCCGCUUGAUCAGAAGUCCGUGAGUACCGCAAACUGUGGAAAUCCGGCUUUCUCAAUGGCCCUGCAAGGUCUCAUAGGAGUUGGUUCAGUGAGCUCUAGCCCACCAAUGGUGGAUGAAUCCACCAAUGUAGGGACUCAUUAUUCUAAUCCUUCUUCGUUGGUAACCAGUGUUAGCAACUCGAGAGAAGGCAGCCCAGAUAAAACAGGCUCCACAAUGCUCUUUGCUAAGCCUUCCUUGGCAUCAAAGUUCAUUAGUCCGACAAAUGGUGUUAGUUGGUUUCCAUCAGCAGCGGCUCAGCUGAGGCCUGCUGCUAUCUCAAUGGCUCACCUGCCCCUUUUUGCUGCCUGGAGCGAUACCUGAAUCUUUUUUCUCCUGUUACUGGAAACAAGUGAAGUUUUGAACGAGGCAGAAAAAGCAACAAAAUCGGUGGAGUUAGUGGGAAAGUAAGAUUUUGAUUAUGUCUUUAUUAGGUGCAAAAUAGUGGAGGGAAUUUGGGAUAAAUGAAAGGACAAAGGUGGGGGGGACACCUGUCAUCUGUCUGGUAACCAAAGUGCAAGAAACUUUUAUUUUCAAGCUUUACUUUUCGGCUCAUAUUGUAUGAAGGUUUUUACAAAAUGGAGGGAAGGGGCUAAGAGAGGGAGCCUAAUGAUUAAAUUCUAUGCA
Messenger RNA from Durio zibethinus, 2691 nucleotides. Its product is annotated as AP2-like ethylene-responsive transcription factor ANT. The record is from RefSeq and is a predicted model, not a curated record. Gene Ontology annotation, biological process: regulation of DNA-templated transcription. Lineage: Eukaryota; Viridiplantae; Streptophyta; Magnoliopsida; Malvales; Malvaceae. Gene Ontology annotation, molecular function: DNA binding; DNA-binding transcription factor activity.